AUGCUUCUGCUGGAGAUUAUCGCUGUCUGGUUCUUGACUUUGCGUUCCCUAACCAGAAAUAGUUUCGCAACUUAUAUUCCCAGUGCUGUGGAGAACAGAAUCGUGAAGAAGUCAACGCAGCCUAUUCCCCGAAAUGUGCUACGACGAGCGGACCAGAACUGCUCGGUUGAAGUGGUUGUCACAAAAGUUCUGGUCUUGGUCCCUGUCUAUGACUAUCUGACGCUGGACAUCACCAACGCUCCCACAAGCAUCAACACUAUAUAUACAGGCACAAGCUCCGUGUUCAUAACACAGUCGAACCAAAUUUCCCAACUCCCUUUAGCAUACACCACCCACUCAUCACCCUCUUUCUCCUACGUGGAGAGUUAUUCAUUCAUGCUAUCUAUGAUGGUGCUCCAAUCUCAGGGUAAUGAUCGCUUCAGAAAGCGCCAGGGAAACGUAUUCCUCGGCGGAACCGGACAAGCUACAGAUAGCUGCCAGAAUGCCGUGGUCUAUAAUCUGGUCAAUGGGCAGCUGUUUGCGAACUCCAGUGCCGGAGCCUUGCAAUUCGGUACCACUUCUGGAACAACAUAUGCAAAUUUCACAGCCAGUGCGAGCCCCGGAGAUAUCACCACUGCCUUUUCAGUCGACACUCAAAACAACCUCAUGUGGAGUAAUGCCGCGUUUUACAACAACAGGGCAAGAUUUUGUGUCCUUCCUGACAAUACCAUUGUGGCCGUCUUUAGCGACCCGUUGGUGGCGCCAUCCGAUUGUCUUUUUGUAAGCCUGAGCAUGACACGAGUCAGUAGCUGCGCUGCAGCUGUGGGAGCUCCACAACAAAGCGGACCAGCAGGGCCGUCCGGGGCCCUCUGGUCCAUCUGGACUUCAGGACCAUCAGGCCCCUCAGGCCCUGCCGGAGCGACAGGCGCAACAGGGCCAAAGGGUGCAGACUCGAUCCAAUUCGCCUACCUGGGCUGCUGGGCGCAGCGGUGCAACUCGGCCGGCACGUGCGUCGCGCUGGGGAACUACGGGUUCGACAGCCCGAGCACCAACGGCGGCUUCAACGCGACGCUGACGGGCAGCGCGACGGCCAACAUCGACGCGCAGUGCGCCCGCAUCUGCAUCACCAAGAACGGCGCCAACUUCUUCGGCACCGUCAGCGCCGCCUCCGGGGCCACCGCCGACUGUUACUGCGGCGCGGCCAUCACCGGCACCGUCACGCUGCUGUCCAACUGCGUUCCGUGCUACGGGCAGAGCGUGGGCCUUUGCGGCAAGUCUCAGAUGUCGAUCGCCGUGUAUGCGAGGGCAUUUUGA
Molecule: messenger RNA, 1293 nt
Organism: Fonsecaea monophora
Lineage: Eukaryota; Fungi; Ascomycota; Eurotiomycetes; Chaetothyriales; Herpotrichiellaceae
Exons: 5
Coding region: 1-1293 (430 amino acids)
Source: RefSeq, a predicted model, not a curated record